Messenger RNA from Cuculus canorus (common cuckoo), 9691 nucleotides. RefSeq names its product chromosome 4 C4orf50 homolog (gene C4H4orf50). Bases 161 to 5053 code for a protein of 1630 amino acids. The record is from RefSeq and is a predicted model, not a curated record. The transcript has 17 exons. NCBI's taxonomy places the organism in Eukaryota, Metazoa, Chordata, Aves, Cuculiformes, Cuculidae.
UCUGUUUUCAAACAGAGAUUUUUCAUGUUUUAGUGAAAACUUUUAGUGGUAUGGUGGCAGAAUGUGGAAAAUGAUGUCUUCCCUGGAAAAGGAAGAGUUUUGGCAUUACUGGACCAUAACUGGAGAUAAACAGAGCUUGAGAUAACCAAAACAGGUGCUGAUGAAGGAACAGAAAUUGCGAAGUCUGAUUCACUUGGCAAAGAAACACUCUUCUCAUAUACAUAGUUUUGCUCAUCACUGCUUUGAAGUAGCACAAACAUGGGAUGAUCAGAGCAUAUGGCUGCAACAGUAUGUGCACUGCAGAGACAGGAGAUGGUCUUGUUACAAAGCAGAAAAGGAAUUAGAAGAUGCAAGCAGACCUGAUGGACAAGUAAACAGUGCUGGAGAAGAGAAUUUGAACCUCAGAAUAAAAGAACUGGAAAACUCAGAGCAAAAACUGAAAGGUACUCUAGAGUUGGAUUCUUUCCUAAGAAACAGGAUGAAAGAGCUGGAGCUGUCACACAGAACAAUUCUUGUGAUGAUUGAUCAACUAAAUGGGAAGCUGCAGCGAGUUGAAAAUGCAAAUUUGCGUGUUAAAGGGAAACUGCAAGACAUUCAGGAGGACCUGGUCAACUUGGUUGAAAACCUAGAAAAGUCAGAGAGGAGGAAAAAGGAAAAAUUACAUUGGCUUCAGGAGCAGCUGAAGACAAAAGGAGAUGAAAUAAAAAGCCAGUCAGAGUAUUUUGAGCACUACAAACAAAGGCAGAGGCAACAGACAGCAGCAUUGAGACAAAGGGAAUGUUCCCUUCAGAGUGAGGUAUCUAGGCUGGAAAAGCAAGUCCUAGAUCUUAAUGCCCAUAUUGCUCUUUUGACAUCCAAGUUAGAAGAGGGAAUGGUGCAGUAUCUCCAAGGGAAGCUGGAAUCAGCAUUCAGUGGGACUGGGGUCUCUAAAUGCUGUGAUGUGGAAGUAACGGAAUUGAAAACUUGCAUUGAAAAUAUGGAGCAGGACGUGAAAAGCCACCUUGAUGCAUUUCAGCAAAAUCUGAAGUUGUUAAGGGAAAAAGAGGAGGACAAAAGAAGAAAACAGGCAGACCUGCUGACUGAACUCCAAUGCUCCCAGGACAGUGAAGACUUUCUCAGAAGAAAAUUGGAAGAAUCUUGCCAUCAUGUUUAUAAUCUGAAAUUAUCUGAAAUCAAACUACAGGAAAAAGUGGAAGACCUUUUGAAUGAAAAUAGGGCUUUAAAAGAUCAAGGUAGGGCGAGAUUGAAAAAGAAGAAAAGAAAGGACUCGAAACAUACAGUAUUGCAGAUUGGAGACAACAGUGUUGACACGAAUGGAGAACUAGUCCAGGAUGAUGUUCAGAAUCUGAAAUGGGGAGCAGUCUUGGAUCCACUCACAAGCAGAGCUACUCAAACUCCAGUUGUGUUGCCAUGUGCUAAAGAGUCUGUGGCAUUUGCAGUUGUCCAGUGCUUUACCAUAGCAGAAACACCAGGAUGUAGCUGUGAUGGGCUGAAGCGGAUGGAGGAGCUAACAGAUAAACUUCUACCAAUUCUGGAACACAAAUCUGGUGCCUUUGCAAAAAUUGCGGGUCUAGCUGAGAUUGAGCAGCAGGUCGUUAUUGGAACAAAAAGGACAAGUGUUCUAGAAGAUAUUUUCAUUUUGGUUAGAUGUACCCCAAGUCAUCCCGCAGCAGAACUGCUUCCCCCUUGCUCUGAGAAGUUAACUAAGUAUGAGACAAGUAAGGAAACCACAGAUGAAACAAACUCUUCUCUCUUGAAUAAACAAGCUAUAAAUCUACUAGCAAAGACAUUCCCUGUUUCUAUGGUUGAAGUUUUGAUGAGGAAUAAGCCUCAGCUUACCCUGUUAGAACCUGAAGGCUACCACUUAUUAGCUGUCACCACUGUGAAGGAAGUGGGUGACUCUGAGGCAAAUACCAGUCGCCACUCUGAUGACUUCUGUCUUGUUGCACAAGGGGGAAUUUCUGACAAAGCUUCUGUGCUUUCUUGUGGAAAGAUGCCUUGCACUGUGACUGAAAAUAUUACAUCAUCUCUAGAAAAAUGCAACAUGGAAAUACAUUGGGAAAACAAUAAAAACCUGCCAAAAAGCAUGAGUGAAUAUAAAUGUCUGGAUAAAGUUGUUGAUGAUGGAAAGUAUCAUCAGAAAACCUUUAGAGGGCGACCUUAUAGAGAAGAAAUACAGAAUGAGAAAGCCCAACUGCAGGAAGUGACCAAUAUUCCUGAGGAAAGUUCUAAAGCUUUAAAUAUAACUAAAUUGAUCAUGCCUGUUAAACAAAGAAUGAAAGCCACAGACAGCCUAGGUAGCCCACAGGAGGUCCAAAAUUUAUCCGUUGGUUUUAAAGAUUUAAAGAAGCAUUGUGAAGGGAACCCUGAACUAAUGGAGCGACAUGGGAACCACUUAGAAAUCUGCAUCUCUGAUGUGAUUAGGGUACAUAAUGGAGAAGACGUAAUCAAAAUGGAGGAGAAAGGAGAGCAAGCUCAGAAACCAAUUCGUCAAACAAAACCUUCCAACAAUAUUGGCCUGAAAGAAAAGAAAGACCAGACCCUGAAACUGCAUGAACCAAACAAUCAUUCCUCUUGUCAAAAGACAGCAGCUGAAAACACGCACGAUGCAUACUCUCAUAAAUUUUUUUGGUCAGAGGAAAGGACGAAUUGGCUAAAUAUAUUGUCUCCUGUGCAGGAGAGGGUUGUGUGCUUGAGCAAACUAUUCCUGCCAGGGACCAAUUUUUAUAAGUGUUUCUGUCAUCUGUUACAACUGGAAGCUGGUAAUGAACUUAAUGAGAAAAUAUAUGCACUGGAAAAAGCGAUGACUUUGUAUCCUCAGAGGAUAUUUCUACUGACACAAGAGAAUAAAAAAUACCCCAAAAACCUCUGUAUAUUACAACAGGAGAACGAGAGAGAUGCUCAGAUGAUGUGUGGACUGGAAGAGGAGAUGGAUGCAUUUUUUCAAUAUGCUUUAACAGUAGAUAAAGCUAAAAUUUUUUCAUUCCAAAACUUACUGAAUGAGAAGGAAGUUGCCGGUGGAUGUUAUAAUAACUUCUCAGAAGAAAACACCAUGAGCCCAGGAACAUUUUUUGUUGAAACCUUCUCUAAGAACUUCUCAUGCAUCAAAGAGAAAAAUGGGAAUUCUGAAAAGGACUCACUGACAAUUGCAUCAAAUAAACUUCCCAGGAGACAUUUAUCCCUGGAUGGAAGGAAAAUGAGAUAUUUCCAGCUGCUUUCAGACCUGCAAGAAGAAAGAAGCAGAUGCCUCAAAGAAAUAGCUAAAUUAUUACAAGAAAAGAAAAACUAUGUAGCAAAAUAUAAUGAAUUAAUACAAGAGAGAGAGAAAAAUUUACAAAAAAUAUCUCUUCUGGAAGUUGAAAAAGAAACUUUAUCGGGGUGUUUGGCAGAGGUAAAGUGUGAACGAGACAAAUAUAAGACCUUGGUUUCAGAACUUCAAGAGUGCAAAACCAGCUGUUAUCAAUCUAUUUCUGAUUUACAGGAGAAAAAAUGUAAACUGAAAAGAGGAAUAAAAAUGGAAGAAACUUCAGAACAGCUUGAUGAAUUUCAGAAAGCAAAUACAAACUUUAUUUUAGAAAAUAGCAACUGGAAAGGAUUAAUGUCUUCAUUGGGUUUCACCUCUGAAGAACUGAGGAAAGAUGAAAGUUUGAGAACAAAGGAAAAGAUAGUAAAACUGAAAGAAGAAAGUCAACAAAGAGGCCUUAAGCCAAAGAAUGUUGAAAAAGCAUGUAGUUUAACUCAGACCGAAGAAGCAGGUGUUCUGGUUAUCAACCCCUCAAACUAUUUCGCUGGAAAAGAGGGUGGCACAUUUGAAAGCUACAGCAUGAUGAAAAAGCAAGUUGAAAAGGCAAAAGAGGAACUAAAAAUACAGCAAAAGGAAUUAGAAAAAUCAAAAAAAGAGGCUCAGAAGUGGUACAGAGAACUUGGCAUUGCUGAAGCAAGAUAUGAAGAAACCAAAACUCGUUUGGCACAGGCUCUGUCAGAAUUAGACCAACAAGAAGUUGGGAACAAAAUACUUGGAAAGCAGCACUGCAAAAUAAUGCCUGUGUACACUGUGAAAGAUGGCCAAGAAAUAGAGGAGAAUAAAAUAGCCUAUAAGAGAUUACAGCAGCAAGUGCUGACCAUGAAAGCCCAGCUCAGGGACCAGGCGGCAUUACAAAAUCGGUUUCAUGACUUGCAGAAUGAAGUGGAACUCCUUCAGACUCAGCUAUGUGAAAAGGAAAAAGAACUCCAGAAGAGAAAGUCUGAAGCAGAGCUGAUGUUAGCUCCUCUGAAGGCUAAGCUGGCUUGCCUUACCCGAAUGUGCCAGGAAAGGAACAGCUUCAUUACCAGGAUGCUCGGUGAAUUUCACAGGCGAGGAAUUAUUAACUCUGCAUUUGAUGAAGAGGUGAAAAACUUGGUGAAUGACAUGGUCCUGGCAGAGUACAGUGUCACUUUUACACCAAUGUGUGAUCAAGAGAUGCAGUCUUCUUCCACAAAAAUUUCACAGGCCAAUGGACAGCCAGAAGAUCAUGAGACGUAUGUCAAAAUGAAUGGGAUGACUAAGCCAAUACCUGCAAAGUCUCAGCAAGAGGUGGAUAGCAUUCCCAGCUCUCACUUCAUUCCAAACAUGUAUGUUACUUCUCCUAUAAAAUUAACAAGCCCAGGGAGAAUCAUAGCCUUGCAUCAAGAACUAAGACAAAACCAUCACAAAAAUUGCCAGAUACCUUCAGUUGUCUCCUCCAACUCAAAUCUGAAGGCUGACUGCAACCUGCCUGUGAUCCAUGAGGAAGCCCCUUGGCCUCUGCUGUCAAGGAUGAAGAAUGCACCGGUGCCUCCGGAGCGUAGUGCUUUCUGGGCCACGAAGGAGAGGGAUCAGUUGUCGAAAUGUGAUGAUGUAUUUUGGGGUCAAAUAGGAAAUCAGCAUGCAGGUGCUAUUCCCCAGGGAAUGAAACAGAAAAAUGCCAUUAUGAAUAAGGCAUGGCUCUCUAGAGAAAAAACAGAUGGCUCAACCUCAGCUACCACAGCAAAAAGCUAUUUGUCAGACGUGUUGUCAGCAAGUAAUAAAGGUUGAAAUCCUGUGGGGAGAAAUCAGCUGCACAGGAAAGAAUAAAACCUGCAGAAAUAAAACAAGGGAUGACUGUGCCAGUUGGUUUUGUCUACACCAUUAAACAGCAGGGAAAGGCAGUCUGGUGGUUGGUUCAGAGAGAUGAUAAAUUAGGAUGUUGGAAUAUGACUUUCAUUGCAGAAUACAAGACUGUCUUAGAAAACUCAUGCUCUCUGUGUACAUUUCUGUACAUUUCUGGCUUGGUUUUGGGGAAGACAAGUGUCCGGUGCAGCUGUAGGAGAGAAGUCCCAUGAUUUGAAGCUCAGUCUUGAUCUGAAAAGCAGAGUCCUGUUGCCAGCUCUUGUAAGGAGAGAAUGUAUCAGUCACACAGAAGAAGCAGUAGUGCUCUGGAGGAAUGCUGAAAGGCGCUUUGACCUGGUGCUGACCACAGCAGCUUCAUUAUGGGAGAACCUGAAAAUUUGCCCUGAGUUGCUAUCUGCCAUGUUUUAGCCACAUCCUGAAGCAGAAGCUGGCCAUGUGGGCCAGCCUAAGGGGCGGUUUGGGGUUUUGUUCUGUUUUGGUUUCUUGGGAUCUCAGCAUUUGCGUUUUAUAGAAAUCAUCAAGUUAAGCACAGAUAUCAGUCUUCAUGGGUCUGCUCAUGUGGGUGGGUAUGUAAUAUCUUCAGCCUCAUAUGACCUUGAGCAUUUUUGAAAGAGGCUUUGAUCUGAGUUAGGAUGUUUAGUAUUUCUGAAGAUGUCCUACUUGGAGGUACAAAUUGUCUAGAAAAUGAGAUAGAGCUGCAUUUUUACAAAGGUAAGUAGGAGUUGGGAAUGUACUCCAUGUGCACUGAGAGGCAUUUAGAAGAUCAAAGUGCUGUGUCCUAGUACUCUAGACCAAUUAUUUCAACCACAAGAACAGGCCGCAUUGAGUUGAAUUUUUGGAUAAGGUAUUUGUGUUCAUACAUGCUUUCCCUGAAAUAGGUGGUUUUGUGCACACUGGUUGGUAAUAGUACAUGUGGUGCAAACACAUUUUGCAAGCGCAGUGUACAACACAGAGUUAUGCACCCAUAGCCCCUACUAUUAGUACCUGAGUACUUGUUUGUGAAGGGAGGGAGAUGUGAAUGUAGGCACGAGACUUGUGCAUAAGGGAUUGUAAGGGUACACCCAUUCCUUCUUUAACUAAAGCCACAUAGCACCAUUAAAGUCAGUGGCGAUAUUUAUGUAUGCCUGUGUGGGAGCAGCUGUGGGUACUGCUCUCUAACUGUUUCAUAAGUUGUAUUUCCUUUUUUCUAAAAAAAAAUAUGUUGAGAUAACUGCUAGAAUGUGCUGUCUUUACAAUGCUUAGUCGCCCAGUAAUUCCAGACAUCUUUGGAAGGAGGCAGAAGGAUAAUAAACUGUGGAAUCCCAAAUCAGACUAAUGUAAUUUCUAGAUUAUGAUUAGCAACAAGAUGACACGUUGGCAUGGUAACACUUGAAGCUUAACUACAAGUUCUUAAAAUAAAGCAAUGACAUAUUUGCAGGUUUCUAUCCAUUUGCAUACUAUCCACCUGAAAAAAUACAUAAUUUCCACAACACUCAAGCUAUUAAACUCUACGUCUUACUUUUGAAUUGUGUUGAACUAAAACAUUAUGCCUCUUUCCUAGUAUUUAUGCAUUAUCUUCCACCAUAAAUUAUGAAUGUUGAUAAUGAACGUGUCCAUUUUGUAACAUCUUAGACUUUCUGCCAUUUGUUUUAAUUUUAAAAUGAUUAGCAUAAGGAACGUAGAACAUUCAUUCUUUGUGGUUUGUACCGCAUUGAUCUCCUUUAAAUUUUACGACCUCCUAAUAUGAAAAUUGUCUCACCAAUAUUGGAAAAGCCCAUUUAGUAACUAAAUAGAUGGAUAGCAUUUCAUGUAGCUGAGGAUUGGGAAUUAAAAUCCCAACUUUACCUCAAAUCAUUGCAAGAAAGCAGUAAAGUUUUAUGUGAAAUUACUAGCUGAGACAGAGAGGCUAGCUAUUAUUUUCUAGUUGCCUUAUGGUGAAGAGAAUAGUUUUGUCUAGUUGUUACAGUCUGUUCAGCCUUUCACUAAGCGUACGUUAACUUGUUUAAUGUGCUAUCUAUGGUAAAUGUGCCAGAGGACAUUUUAGGAGUUUUUGUUUUGUGUUAAACUUUCUCAGAAUGCAAAAUUGGGCACUUUGUUCUGCUUGCUUUAUAUGCACAAUAUUGCUUUGACCAAAUUCCUUACAGUCAAAAUUAAGAUGCUGCUAAGUUCUGCGGAAUUAAAUACAAUCUUCUCCUGUCACCCUAAAUAGACAAAAUGGGCAGUGUUACAUGGAAAAUAUGGUUUCUUUGACAGUUCACUUAUUUAUAUAUACUCUACAAUACAGAACAUGGCACGAUAUUGAAAAUAUGGCUUACAGUAUUUCUACAGCUCCUUACGCAACCUUUAAAUCCCGAAUUCUGUUCAUGACGCCACUAUGGAUGGCAAAUGCUGGAAAUACAGUGAUUAUCUCUGGCAUGAUAAUCAUGUUACAUUCAGAAUAAUACAAUUGCCUGGAAAUAUUUCACAUACACAGCAGUGUUCCCAGGAUAAACCUCCUGCUAAGGCAUGGCUGAUGUUUGUCCUUGUGGCAUUUUAAAAAGUGGAAACCCUGAUCUGUGUUUCAUAAAUCUGCCUGUAUUUCUCACUUGCAGAUGAAGGAUUUCAGUGGUUGUCGGGUGGAUGGGGGGAGGGACAUGUGCAUGCUGGGUUUUGCUACUAAUCCUUUGGAAAUCCUUUAGUGCCUUAAGGAGGCAGAAGGGGAACAGACCUUAGGAUUACAGAAACUUGUUCAAACCUCUGUCUUGCUUUAGCAGAAUUCCCUUAAAAUAUACUGUGCCUUUGGCUCCAAACAUACUUGCAUUAUAAAUCAGUAGCCAUGGGAUUAUGGACAGGAAUUUCUGUUCCUCCACAAAUGUUAGGGAUGAAAGUAUACUGUUUCUUACAUAGGAUGUGCAUUAAAAAGAUAGCUAACUUAAGUUCUGCCAUUGAAAUCCAUGCAUAAACCAUUAUUUGACAAGUAGGAAAGUUUCAAGUUGCAGGUAAAGCAAGAAAAAAAAAACAAGAGAAAAUUUAAAUGUGCUGGAUGAAAUGGUUGUGCUGUUGAAGUGACUAGGAAAAUUUCCACUGGCUUCCCUGAGACCAAGAUUUCAUGCUUGCUUCUGCUUGGCUCAAGAAAUGCUCACACAUGAUAGAUACUUAAGCAUCAUGCUUUAACGUUUUCUAUGUACAUAGGGCAGGAAAAGAGAUUAUGUAGAUGUGGAGACCUGCCUCGAUUUGGAGUUAUUUGGACCUGUGGUAUAAAUUUCUUCACUAUUGUUUCUCUGUGUAACAUAGACUCUUGCUAAGGGACUAUGAAUAUGCAAACGUGAAUUCCCAUGUAAGAGGUUACUGCGCUGUAUGCACUAAACAAUGCUGAAAAACUACAUUUCUUUACUCUCUGAAUUAUGGGUUUGCCUCUUUUAAAUGUAAAAUAAAGGGGAAAUGUAGUUAAAAGGUGAAAAAUACUCUUGUGCAAAAAAAAAAAAAAAGCCUAUAUGUGAGUCAAUUCAUAUACUCACUGAUGGUCCUAAGUAGAUCUUAAGAAUAAGUUGAAUAAGCUUUUAGCUCAUGAAGGAAAUUUGCGUUUUAGGAAUUAAGAGCAGUGUGUUGGUACAGAGCUACCAAAAAAAAAGGCAAAACAAUGAGGACUUGAAAAUCAGAGUGGUGGUAGUCUUCUAUUUUUCCCCCUGUGAAGACAAGCAAGUUUUAAAGAAUAGGUAAAUAGUUCAAAGAAAAUCAUUACACGGCUCACAGUGUAUAAGACAAGACCCAGCAAGGAACAGAUUUUUUAUAGCUUGUUUAUAAAUUACACUUCUGUCUUUUGCUUGGAACUUGGAAAAAGAAACCAUGUAAAUUAAAUGAGGAGUAAAAACUUACUGCACACAUUUGUUUGACUAAAACAAAGGUAUUUCCUUACCUCCUGAGGAAUAAAUGAGAAAUCUGGGAUGAAUGGUGUAUGGAGAUCUUGUAUUUUGAGCUCCAGUGCUGUGCAGCUAUAUAAGUUUUUUGUGCAGCCAACAGUGGGGUGGCAAUUGGAAGUCAUGAAGUGCAGUUGUUAGCACCACAAAUUGGGAUCCACUUGAAGAGGUGCCAAAGAAUGCACAAAAAGGCUGAGGUUUUGGUGUGAUACUUAUUAAUCAGGUGUGCCAGCUUAUCUGCAUAGGGAGGGAGGGGAUGAUGGUAAAUAAAUGCAAAAAUUUUAAACUCUGACCCAUGACCACCCUGUAACUGGGUGUCAAAUUGGUCUGAGCUAAGUGAGAAGCUUCAAUAGUAGGAGAGAGGCCACUCUCGUUUUGGUCUGUUCCAUUAAAACUUUAUGAAUAACUUUCAGCAAAAUUUCCACUAUUAAGACAUUUGUCAUAGAUAUCAACUGUACAUAUGUAUUAAUUUUCAGUGUAACUAGGGAGAAUACAGAAUUGUAAUGAAGUCACAAAGUCUACUUGAUGAUUAUCACAGAUUUGUAUCUCUCACUUAAAUUAUGUAAGAUACAUUGACAUUUUAUCUUGUUAACAAGAUGUAUUUUUCUAUGUUAGUUAAAUGUAUAAUUUGUAUAAUUUUGUAUAUUAAAUGUAUGCAUAUUUUAAAUUAAAAACUUUAUAAUUUUAA